GAAGGCCAGGCGCGGCCCCUUCGGCUCCGAACUGACCCGGAGAAGGGCAGUGUCGUCUCGGCGGCGCUGCAGAGACCCCCCACCCAAGACGGCUCCCCCUCCCCGGGCCUGUCCCCUCUUGCCCGCGAGUCCUCUCGCCUCGUAGGCCUCUCGGAUCUAAUAUCGUGGGGUGAGGUGAGAGCAGGCCCGGGGAGGGUGGUUACCGCUGAGGAGCUGCAGUCGCGAUCAAGAUGAUAGAGGUACUGACAACAACUGACUCUCAGAAACUGCUACACCAGCUGAAUGCCCUGUUGGAACAGGAGUUGAGAUGUCAGCCAAAGGUCUGCGGCUUGAGACUAAUUGAAUCUGCACAUGAUAAUGGCCUUAGAAUGACUGCAAGACUGAGGGACUUUGAAGUAAAAGAUCUUCUUAGUCUAACUCAGUUCUUUGGCUUUGACACGGAGACAUUUUCUCUAGCUGUGAAUUUACUGGACAGAUUCCUGUCUAAAAUGAAGGUACAGCCCAAGCACCUUGGGUGUGUUGGACUAAGCUGCUUCUAUUUGGCUGUAAAAUCAACAGAAGAGGAAAGGAAUGUCCCAUUGGCUACUGACUUGAUCCGAAUCAGUCAGUACAGGUUCACGGUUUCAGACCUGAUGAGAAUGGAGAAGAUUGUACUGGAGAAGGUGUGUUGGAAAGUCAAAGCUACCACUGCCUUUCAGUUUCUGCAACUCUAUCAUUCACUCCUUCAGGAGGGCGUGCCACAUGAAAGGAGGAGUAGCCUUAAUUUUGAAAGACUAGAAGCCCAACUUAAGGCAUGCUACUGCAGGAUCAUAUUUUCUAAAGCAAAGCCGUCUGUGUUGGCAUUGUCUAUCAUCGCAUUGGAGAUCCAAGCGCAGAAGUAUAUAGAGUUAACAGAAGGAGUAGAACGUCUUCAGAAACAUUCCAAGAUCAGUGGCAGAGAUUUGACUUUCUGGCAAGAGCUUGUAUCCAAGUGUUUAGCUGAAUAUUCAUCGAACAAGUGUUCCAAACCAAAUGUUCAGAAGUUGAAAUGGAUUGUUUCUGGGCGGACUGCCCGGAAAUGGGCCCUUAAUUGGAUGAUUACAGCAACAAAAAACUUUGAAGCCUUUCUCCACAAUCCUGAGCUGUGGAUUCUAUAAUAUUAUAACGGAUUUAAGCUGUGAAGCCUCAAAACAUCACAACUAGAUUAGCAUUGGUGUUCUCAGAUUUGGGAAAACUGCCUAAUUAACAUUACCCUAUAGUGGAAUUACUCAAAUUUGAAUUCACCUAUGAAACAUACAAAUCAAAGUAACAGUAUAAAUGUGAAAUGCAAAUGACAAGCCUGGAAAGGUAAACUGUGAAUCUUCAUUUCUAACAUUGAUCCAAGUUUCUAUAUUGGGUCAAUAUAUUGUACUUAGGUGGUGUUUAAAAAAGGUAACCUACUUAAAUUUAAACUUUAAAUUAUGAGGUUUACAUCAAAAACACCAUUUCACAAAUGCACUUUUUAAGGCACAAUAAGGGUCACUAUUCUAGGCAGUGAGAAUAGUUAGUUUCUUGGCACCUAUGAUGCAAGUAAUUAUUAACCCAGAGAUGUGGACCUUACUGGUACAUAGAAAUCACAUUUAAAUUUGAGGGCAUUUAUGUAAAGCAAAACUACCAACCUGUUAAUUUUGGCAUGUUAUCUUUAAUAUUUUUCUAGAAAACAGGUGAUACUUAUACCCAUGAUUUUAAAAGUUUUAUACAAAAUUUACUGCCUCAGUCUAGUCCCAUCAAGAAAGUUAGUUUUUACUAAUAACUCAAAACAAAUUAGUGUCACUCGGAAAACUUUGUGAUUUAACACUCCAUCAGUUUUUACUAAGGACUGUUUUUGUAAAACUUGGUUCUAACUUAGAAUUUUGCUUAAAAGGAAGAGAAUAUACUGACAUUAAUUGCCCCUACUGUGUGCCAAAAGGAAGUAUUAAGAAAGGUAAGUAGGCAUCUUCAUAAUUAUAAGGUUGCCGAGGUGCAGUGUUCAGAGAUCUACAGGGUUCAAGUGUUGCAGAGAGUUACUCAAUGCAGUGUGUAACCUGAAUCCAUCCAAGAUGGCUGUACCCAAUUUUGACAUCAUUUUAUGGUUACAGAGGCAUUAGAAAAUGAACCAAAGAACCACAGUGUAUCUUAUACUUUGGUAAACCAUGUUUUAUGGAUAACUUUACAGUUUUCCCAAAAUACUGAUAAAUUUCAAUAUUUUGAAUACAUCAGUGUUAAUUUUGAGUUGCCAGAGGUAACCUAACCAACUCCCAUUAUGUUUUGGUACUAAGGGAUAUACCUUUCAAUAAAGUUACUGAAAUGCA
Molecule: messenger RNA, 2309 nt
Organism: Cervus elaphus (red deer)
Lineage: Eukaryota; Metazoa; Chordata; Mammalia; Artiodactyla; Cervidae
Gene: CCNG1
Product: cyclin G1
Biological process (GO): mitotic cell cycle phase transition; regulation of cyclin-dependent protein serine/threonine kinase activity
Cellular component (GO): cytoplasm; cyclin-dependent protein kinase holoenzyme complex; nucleus
Molecular function (GO): cyclin-dependent protein serine/threonine kinase regulator activity
Source: RefSeq, a predicted model, not a curated record